ACAACACACGCUCCUGAAACCUGCACAACACACGCUCCUGAAUCCUGCACAACACACGCUCCUGAACCCUGCACAACACACCCUCCUGAACCCUGCACAACACACGCUCCUGAACCCUGCACAACACACGCUCCUGAACCCUGCACAACACACGCUCCUGAACCCUGCACAACACACGCUCCUGAACCCUGCACAACACACGCUCCUGAACCCUGCACAACACACGCUCCUGAACCCUGCACAGCACAUACUCCUGAACCCUGCACUCUGUACAUAGUGGUACUCCUGAACUCUGUAUACAUAGUCUUACAGACACAACCAGCCCUUUGA
Molecule: messenger RNA, 330 nt
Organism: Staurois parvus
Lineage: Eukaryota; Metazoa; Chordata; Amphibia; Anura; Ranidae
Source: the annotation of a GenBank genome assembly